AUAACAAAAAAUGAAUGGCCUGUAUUUUGUUCAUGAUUUUUUUUUUUUUAUUAUUAUUUCCUGUAAAUAUUCAUUUCUUAUGUCACUUUGCUUCGGUCCUAAGUCACGAGCAUGGACUAUGACUAAUAGCUAUGAAAUUGCAAGUACGCGUGACGCUUAAUCUGCUUUACCCAGGAUUCCUUAUCUUUAAAGAAAAAUAAAUAAAUCUUUAAGAUUUAUCGACUUUCUACUGCUUAAGUCAUUAUCGCUACUCAAAUAUAUUUAACGGUUAUGCAUCGACGAGUCUUACUGAAGUUUCCGCACGAGUAACAAUUCAACGAUACUGAAAGCCAAUUUCGUAGGAAUGCCAAAAAAAAAAGGAACGAAGAUUAUUCACGAGCUUCCAGAUUCGAGGCGUCCUCACAUCUCCCUUGUGCACCGAAAUCUAUAAAAUAAUAUAAAUAUCUGAAGUCGGACCGAUUGAAAUUUAAGUUUUUCAAAAACAAUCAAAUGGAUCUGAACGAUAUUGAAUCUGUCAUUAAUUUUGAUAACAAUUUUUAAAAAAAUUCCACUCAAUAUCUACAUGGUCCUGCACAACACUGCACGAGUUUUAAUAAAUGAUACGUUAAUUACAAUUACAUGUUUUUGGUGCGAUAUAAAAAUUAAAUCGAGUAACCAAUAUUUAAUUGAACACAACGAAUAACAUUGUGACUGAACGUAUCAGCAGCUACAGCAGAUAAGAUGUACCAGACCGUUACUCAAACUGUAGCUCAAUGUAGAUCAAGUGUUCGUAAAGUGAAGAGUACAUAUUCAGUAAGAAAAACAGUCAAGUAGAAUUUCCUAAAAAUUAAAAAAAAAACGUCAAAUUCCCUUGCACGAAGAAUCGAUCAAAGAUAUUUCAUGAAAAGUUUUAAAGCGAUUAACUGACACGUAAAUACGAGCCUGUGAACCUCUGCCAAGAUUUCCUAUCUAAAGUGCACACGUGUUAGAAGCAGCGUUCGCAGAAACCACAAAAAGAAUUGCAUUCUCCCGUCAUACGUAGCACGAAGCGCAACGAAUGUACCACUUGUCUUUUUAACAAUUGCUAAUGUAAUAGUGAACAGCGAUAAGUGAAGAAGCGCCACAACGGUGAUAACGUCUGUAUAAAAUGUGUUAGCAUACAAACUAUAUGCUGUAGUUGAAAUUAAAAAUUGAUUCGUAUAAAUAGCCCGAGUGAUCUUCCACUACGUGAAUAAUACGACAAACACUGUCAUAUGAAACAGUGGGCGACACUGAGUUGUCCUAAAUAAUAAUUACGAGUAUCAGUAGCCAAAAGAUCGUAACACUUAAAUGAGUCAAGUGGCUGACUGGUAAAAAAAUAUAAUUCCAGACCGUGUGGGUCGUCGUACGAUCUAAGUAGCGUCAGUACGACUAGAGCGACGGAAUAGAAUGCAGAAAGAAAAUAUAAAGAAUUCGGUGGAGUUUGCGAAAGAAACUAAACACAUUCUCCUCGAUCGCGUCCGCUCGUGGUGAGGUUAGUAACCCAGUUAUCCAGUUGACCGCGGCACUCCGACUUGCCAGUACACGUUGAUCGCGUCUGGCGUUGCAGAGUUGUUUAUCGAAUUAACGGGGAAACGUGGUGCACCGAAACCAGUGGAAUACCGAUUGGAUAGGAGUCGCCGUGUGUCGGAGGAAGUGAGUGAGUGAGUGAGUGAGAGAGAGAGAGAGAGAAACAGUGUCAAGUAGAGGGAGUUGGAAGACAAGACAGAGAGAGAGAGAGAGAGAGAGAGAGAGAGAAGGAAAGAAAAAAAUAUCGGGAGACAAUAACGCAACGUAGAAGGUACGAAGAAAAGACAUAACAAAAUGACGAACGUCGAUAACGAACUGGAUGAUUUAAUGUCUCAUCUGGGAGAUUUUGGUAAAUAUCAAGCACGACAAUUCGCCCUGCACAUUAUCGCAGCGCUAACGGCAGGCCUCCAUAUGAUGACGCUACUAACGGUGGCAGCUGUCCCGCAGCAUCGCUGCGUUAUUCCCGGAUUGGACGUGAUAAACGGAGAGCCGACGGGAGUCUCUUUCGAAAAUGGCACUGGCGCGCUCGAGGAAUUGCCACGUGCUUCGGGUUCCUGUAGCUAUAUCACGGCGGAGAACGAGACGUUGACUUGCGACACCUGGGUCUACGACACGACUUACUUUCAAUCAUCCCGCGGCAUCGAGUGGAACUUUGUUUGCACGAGGCGAUGGAUGGGCGCGGUGGCACAGUCGGCGUACAUGUUUGGUGUAUUCGUCGGCGCGGUGACUUUGGGAACAAUGGCUGACAAAUAUGGAAGAAAGAAAAUAUUUUACAUAUCCUCCGUGGCGCAAUUGAUUCUCGGUGUCAUUGUGGCAUUCAUUCCUGAAUACUACACGUUCCUGUUCGUCAGAUUCUUGUACGGGGUCUUCGGCUCGGCCGGUGCCUACAUAACCGGGUUCGUCCUGACCAUGGAACUCGUCGGGCCUACCAAGAGGACCAUCUGCGGGGUUAUGUUCCAACUGGCUUUCGCAGUCGGAUUUAUGCUGGUCGCAGCUUGGGGUGCCGUUAUCAAUGAUAGAAUGUGGUUACAAAUCAUUUACGGAUUGCACAGUGCCCUGCUGGUCGGACACUGGUGGUUUAUGGAUGAGUCGCCGAGAUGGCUCUGGGCUCAAGGUCGCGUUCGGGAAGCCAUUAAAAUCAUCAAGAAAGGCCUGCUUAUUAACGGAAGCAAUAUAGAAGUCGAUGUCGCUCGUUACGUGUCCAGGAGCAAGAUACGCGAGGCUGAUGACCGGGACAGACAAUUUGGCGCCCUGGAUCUCUUCAGGACACCUAAUCUACGAAAAAAGUCGUUAAACGUCUGUCUCAAUUGGUUCGCCAAUUCCAUUGUUUACUACGGUCUAUCCUUGAACAGCGGAAAUCUUGUUGGCAAUCCGUUCCUCACGAUGUUCCUCAUGGGCCUUGUCGAACUGCCUAGCUAUUUCUUGACCAGCUACCUCAUGGAUCGUACCGGAAGACGCUCGCUGAUCAGCGCAUACAUGCUAAUUGGCGGUGUGUGCAGCAUCUGCGCGACCUCGAUUCCUCAACAAUAUUAUGGCGCAUCCGUCGCGACUAUCAGCAUCGUUAUGCUCGGCAAGGCCUGCAUUGCCAGCUCGUUUGCUAUCAUUUACAAUUACACGGCUGAACUCUUCCCCACUGUACUUAGAAACACUGCCCUAGGGAUCGGAUCGAUGUGCGCACGUUUGAGUGGUGCCCUCACGCCAAUGAUCAUGCUACUCGAUACCUUCGAUCCUAAAGUGCCUGCUACGCUUUUUGGCUUCAUCGCCAUUCUCGCUGGCUUUCUUGCGCUUUACCUACCGGAAACUCUUAAUCAACCUAUGCCGGAGACUCUGGAGGACGGUGAGAAUUUUGGAAAGGGCGACACCUGCUUUGCGUCUUGUUACGCCCGGGGUAAUCGACGUAACAAAAAAGUUAAUAAUAUUGUCAUGGUACCGGUUCCUGACAAGGAGGAUGAUAAGGGGGACUGUACUUAGGGAUUUUUGUCAGAUCCUCCAAUUAAAUUUGAAAUUUAUUUAUUUCAAAUUUUUUUUCUUUCUUCAACACUUAUUGGACAAAAUUACGCGAUGGAACUUAUAACAGGAUGUUAGAUUGAUUUUCAGUGAUAGGUGUUACUUUUUGACUAUAGACUGUUCACGGUUUUUUUUUUUUUUUUUUUUUUUUUUUUUUUUUUUUUUUUUUUUU
This is a messenger RNA of Cephus cinctus (wheat stem sawfly), 3706 nucleotides long. RefSeq names its product organic cation transporter protein. Gene Ontology annotation, biological process: transmembrane transport. Gene Ontology annotation, molecular function: transmembrane transporter activity. Lineage: Eukaryota; Metazoa; Arthropoda; Insecta; Hymenoptera; Cephidae. The record is from RefSeq and is a predicted model, not a curated record. Bases 1822 to 3498 code for a protein of 558 amino acids. The transcript is spliced from 2 exons. Gene Ontology annotation, cellular component: membrane.